Molecule: messenger RNA, 1745 nt
Organism: Sinocyclocheilus rhinocerous
Lineage: Eukaryota; Metazoa; Chordata; Actinopteri; Cypriniformes; Cyprinidae
Product: transmembrane protein 82-like
Source: RefSeq, a predicted model, not a curated record
GCGAAGUUACCCACAUUGCUCAAUUCCGGCAGUUAUCAAAAAGUACAAUGAAGCAUAUUGUGCAAAUUACAACAUUUUCUGCUAUGCGAGAAAACCCCAUGGCAAACUACUCAACUAUCCCAGAUACAAUCUUUGAUCGUGAGGUUGGUGACUGGAAGAAUCACUUCAGUGCAGAAGAGGAUGCUGCAUUUGAGGAACAUUAUCUCAAAAUAAUGGCUGAUUGUCCUAUUCCAAUACGGUUCACAAUAUGAAAGACUGAAAUGGAGUGUGUCUGUUUUCUAGUCCAGAAAACAAAAUUACAAUUUCCUAAAUAAAUUAUAAACUAUUUAAUCCCAUAUGUUUCUAUUUUGCCUCAUAAAGUACAUUGUUGGGCAACAAACUGUAAUAUAAAUGUACUACUCUGGAUGAGUGGUAACUGUUGACUGUUCAAAGCUCUUGAAUCCAGUGUAAAGUUCAAGUCCCAUCAUAAAAUCUCUGGAAAGUAUACAUAAUAUAUUAACGGAAAUGAAAAUAAUCCCCAGCAGAGGGCAGAAAUGUAAUGUUUCUUUAUUUCAUAUUUUUACCAUUUUGAAUCAGGAACAGGCCUCAGAAAUAAUUAUGGAAAUACAUUAAUAUAUUAAAACUUUGUGGCUGUAGAGAAACAAAUCAUACAGUUGUAAAAACUGAUCAAGGAUUAAGUGACCUUUGAGACUGUGCUACCAAACCUCCAACUCUCAUAUCUGCACUUGAUAAAGGUUAUACAUGAGUGAGGAUCGCAAACAACGCAACUGAAAAUAACAAAACAAGGCAUGUUGUCCUUCAUUUCCCGGCUUGUGCCAAGUGUUCCUACUUGGCUAACACCAAGUGCUAUUCCUUUACAUAGUGUUUUACAAGGGCUUGUGGGUGCUUGUGGAAUCUGGGUUCUUCGUAACCUUUUAAAAACUUACUUGUUUGUUGAGGCACAGAGUAUUGCAGAUCCUGAAACAGACAUUAAACGAAGGAACAGACUAAAUGGUGGACUAAUAGAGAAAAUUCAGUUCUGGAUCCUAACAGUGCUUCUUUCUGUUGUGGGGUCUCGUGUUGCAUCACUAAUAGUUUUAGAGUUCUCUCUUAGAGCCAUUUCAGCACGGAUCACAGGAGGAUCAGACUCAAUAAUGGACCCAUUGUUACUGUUGAUUAUCCAGUGCCAGUUCUCCUUGGGCUGCGCACUAACCUGCAGCCUUAAUUUCCUCCAUGAGGGGGCACCACAAGGCUGGCUAAGCCGCCUCCUUGCAGUUGGACUGAGCUGGUUCUUGGCAAGCAGGUGCAGCAGAGUAUGGCGACAUGUAAAUACAAUGUAUCCAAUACACAGUACACAGCGCUAUUGUGGACUUUGCAUUGGACUAUUAACCACUGGCACUUCUAUAUUAGCCUGGCUCUGCAGUGCCUUAAUUAUAACUUUUAGCGUAUCUGGAAUUGCUGCCAUAUCAAACAUAAACCAAAACUUUCUAUCAACCACUGAGGCUCUGAGAUUUUGGACCCCACUCACAAUAUGCUACACUCUGCUGGUUGUGUACAUGAAUGAGGAUCGACAUCAAUCGCCUGGCCAACAGAUUCUCAAUACAGUCGUUGUGCACCUGGGUGGGCUUUUCGUGUUACUGAUUACAGUGGGCAGCUGGUCAGAUGUACUCCAUGUUCUAAUCUGCUUCAUUGGUGAAGCUGCGUGCCUGUUACCAUCUCAAGACCUUUUGGAAGCCAUAUAUCAGGUUAGAACUAAUAAUUAAUUG